AUGAAACAGAGUAUACCUGUGGUACCUCGCUCAUUGGAGGAAAUCGGUGGGUGCAGCUGCCGUCGGGAGGCCGAAUGUGCGGAGAUGUGGCGCACCUUAUGGCAUGAAGUAUUGCGGGAACUCGUUGAAUACCGCCCUCACGAGGGCCUGGUCCUCUUUGCUCGCGUCGCCCUCCUCGCAGAAGAUGCGCGCGAAGCAUCGAAGCAGGUCGUCCCGCCGGUGCAGGUGAGCGCCGUACUCCGUGUUGCGUAUGAUGCCCUGCAGCACCCUCAGGUAUUCGUGGCGACGCUGCAA
This is a messenger RNA of Iphiclides podalirius (scarce swallowtail), 294 nucleotides long. The record is from the annotation of a GenBank genome assembly. NCBI's taxonomy places the organism in Eukaryota, Metazoa, Arthropoda, Insecta, Lepidoptera, Papilionidae.